AUGUCUGGUCGUGGAAAGAAGGUUGUAGCGGCUGCUAAGUCCAAGCCCACUGUGUCCCGCUCCACACGUGCUGGGCUUCAGUUUCCGGUCGGCCGCAUCGCACGUCUCCUGAAGAAAGGCAACUACGCGCACAGGAUUGGUUCCGGUGCUGCUGUUUACCUCACCGCUGUUCUGGAGUAUCUGUCCGCGGAGGUACUGGAACUUGCCGGAAACGCCAGCAGAGAUAACAAGAAGAUGCGCAUCGCUCCACGCCACAUUCAGCUGGCGGUGAGGAACGACGAGGAGCUGAACACGCUGCUGGGUGGCGUCACCAUCAGUGAAGGAGGCGUGCUGCCCAACAUCCAGGCCCAACUCCUGCCCAAGAAGACCAAGGCACCCCGAGAGGCCAACACCAGCAAGGACGUUCAGUCCCAGGAAUUUUAAAGACUUAUCAAAUAUGUGCACUUGUGAUUUAUUUUAAUGUUUUUAAAUCAAUAAACGUGAUGUAUUAAUUUA
Molecule: messenger RNA, 495 nt
Organism: Tachysurus fulvidraco (yellow catfish)
Lineage: Eukaryota; Metazoa; Chordata; Actinopteri; Siluriformes; Bagridae
Product: late histone H2A.2.2
Exons: 1
Coding region: 1-423 (140 amino acids)
Cellular component (GO): nucleosome
Molecular function (GO): structural constituent of chromatin; DNA binding; protein heterodimerization activity
Source: RefSeq, a predicted model, not a curated record